Molecule: messenger RNA, 807 nt
Organism: Pyricularia pennisetigena
Lineage: Eukaryota; Fungi; Ascomycota; Sordariomycetes; Magnaporthales; Pyriculariaceae
Exons: 2
Coding region: 1-807 (268 amino acids)
Source: RefSeq, a predicted model, not a curated record
AUGUUUGCGUUCUUGACAGCGCAAAGCGGCGAGAAGCAACUCGCAGACUUUAGCAGCGGGGAUGUCGGUGAUCAAGUCUGUAGUCGUGUCUUCUGCUGCGCCCGUAAAUGCGGAAUCAGCCACGACAGUUUGCCAUCGGUAGCCGAGCUGACGGUAUUGGAAUUCAUUAAGAAGGUUAUGUUCCGGAAAUUCAACGCGCCCGAGAACGGCCCUCGGCCAUUAACGUACAACAAAGGCUGUCGGCUGAUCGAUGUCGACAUAACACAGCACGGCGUCAAAACGCGCGGCCAUCUGUGGAAACUAGGGCGCGUUGUUGAUACCGCAGAUUUUCCACCAGAAUUGCCAUGGAUUGAGAAAGCUAAAGGAAAUCUCAACCUGCAUGAACGGAAAGCCCUGCUGCAGCUCGCCAUCUUUCUAGAAGAUACAGACGAUUUUCUGGCCCACCAGAUCUACGAUUACUUAGAUUACGACGCCGCCUCUGUUGGGAAACGUUGGGUAACCUUUACCGAGAAGCAUCUCUAUGACAUGGCUGCAGAGCUGGCUGCAGGGAUUCUAGCACGUCGGGAGCUGAUGCUAGGUAAACUGUGGAACAGCCCGUGGCACUCGUUCUACCGUGCAGUUUUUGUUCUUCAAGAAAUGGAAUGCAAUGGGCCAUCGCCGCCACCUUCCUUUGCCUUCACAUCGGUGAUGCAGGGACAAAUCGGUUCACAGCACCAUGACGCUAACGAUCUCGACUACAACGCCUCUCUUGCAGUCGAUAUUCAAGGUUCAGCGGGCGGCGAACCGCGCCUCCGUGUACAAAACUAG